This is a messenger RNA of Caenorhabditis remanei, 711 nucleotides long. RefSeq lists its product as uncharacterized. Gene Ontology annotation, biological process: regulation of transcription by RNA polymerase II. NCBI's taxonomy places the organism in Eukaryota, Metazoa, Nematoda, Chromadorea, Rhabditida, Rhabditidae. The record is from RefSeq and is a predicted model, not a curated record. Gene Ontology annotation, cellular component: nucleus. Gene Ontology annotation, molecular function: DNA-binding transcription factor activity, RNA polymerase II-specific; RNA polymerase II cis-regulatory region sequence-specific DNA binding. The coding region runs from base 1 to 711 and encodes 236 amino acids. The transcript has 5 exons.
AUGACAUCUUUUCCGUUUUUUAUGACUCCUGAAUCAAUUAACAAAUUGGUGAUGCCUAAUUCAACAAGUAUAUCCUCUUCAUCAUCAUCUCCUUCAACUUCAACAUCUUUUACAAUUGAUACUUUGCUUUCGAAUCCAUUGGCAGCUCUUCCACAACUUCAAGCUCAGAACUUUCAAGAUCCUUUCGGUGGAUUGAGUAUUCCUUCUGGAGCAACUUCUCAAGCAAUGCCAUGGCAGUUUCAUGCAGCUUCUUACCCAUUUUUUUCUAUGCUUUGCUCUCCACUGAUGCCUCCUUUCAUGCCUCCAUACCAUCAUCAACACUAUGUCUCCAGAAGGAAACGACGACAUCGGACGAUAUUCAGUGAAGAACAAUUACAUAUUCUGGAGACAACAUUCUCAUCAACACACUAUCCAGAUGCAUCAACAAGAGAGGAAUUGGCAGUUCAGUGUUCACUAAAAGAAGAAAGAGUUGAGGUUUGGUUCAAAAACCGACGAGCAAAGGAGCGAAAACAGAAAAAAGACGACAGUCGGACAUCCAAACACAGCGAUGAAUCAGAAUGUGAUGAAAGUGAUGAAGAUUCGAGAAAAGUGAAACGAAUAAAAAGAGAGUCUUCGAUCGGAAAAGAAACGAGUUCUCCUGAAUCAAAAGCUUCCCUGAAAUCGUCGUCAAUUUGUGGAGAUAGUCGAGAAGUCAAAUCUGAAAACUUGUAA